AUGAAGCAGGCACCUCCUCCUUCACGGCCGGUGCGGCAGAGCAGGCUGACAGCACGACCCCCCUCCUCCACAGCUCUGGAGGUGAGGAGCUGGAAAUGGCUGAGUCUCGUGGGAAAUCACCGGCUCUCAGAUCGGAGAGGGCACACAGGAGGCCUCAUUACCCCAGCACCGGCUCCUCGCUCUGGGCUACAGGCGCGGCGGAGGACUGGGCGACCUCUCCAUGAUCCAGACCUGAAUGGAGGAAGGUCCGCCUGGUGGGGUGUGUGUGAGGGGCCCGCUCUGCUUAUUCAGAGCUGGGAGGCCCCUGUGCUGGGGGUGAGGAUCGGGGGCAAGAGGAGGGGGAGGACCAAACAGCAGCAAGUCUACUUAAAAGAAGGAGUCUAG
Messenger RNA from Knipowitschia caucasica, 384 nucleotides. NCBI's taxonomy places the organism in Eukaryota, Metazoa, Chordata, Actinopteri, Gobiiformes, Gobiidae. The record is from the annotation of a GenBank genome assembly.